UACGCAAUCUUCCGGGUUUAUCCUAGUGUGCGAUAUAGGUUCAAUAAUUAGUGUGCUUUUAUUUACUUCCUAGUAUCACGAGAUUAAAAACAUGAGUUUGAAAGAUCCCGGAACACCACUAAAUGGCUACUCAUCCCCCUGGUAUUACAACAGUCACGGGAGAUCUGCGUGGGAACACCAGGUGGAGGCUGCUACCGAUGCCAGAUUGAACUUAGACACUCAAAUUACAGAAAUCACAAAGUCUCACUGGAUUCCCACAGAGAUAUGUCCCAGCUGCUGUAAUCGACAGUGUAAAAGGAAAUUCUCUCUCCUGGAUCGCCCGCAUCAUUGUAGAAGAUGUGGAAAGAUAUUCUGCAGUCCUUGCCUUCAAUUCCAAAGAAAAUUAAAUCUUCUUGCCAAUCCUGAUCCUGAAGGAAAAGCAUACAAGGUGUGUCAGGCAUGUUUUGAGGAGGGCCAGGUACAGGAAGGACAGAGUAGGAGACUGACGGAAUAUUUCUACAGAUUGCGUCAACAAGGGGUGCUGACAGCCUCCGUGAUAGAGAACGGCAAAGUCACAAAGUGCUGGAGGCAGAGACUUGACUUAAAAGCAGAGUGCAAACGACUGACAGAAGGCUUUAAAUCAGCAAUAGGAGGAUCAGAAAUUAAAAAAACCAUCCAUGACCUGAAAACCUUGGUCACCAUGCCAAACUGGCAGAAGUCUUCUACCUGGCUACAAGAGAAUUUAGCAGAGUCUUGCCAGGUGUGUGCUGCUAAGUUUGGUCUGACGAGGAAGAAGCAGAACUGCAGAGUGUGUGGUAGAGCCGUUUGUAAGGCUUGCUCUACCAAAGACCUCCUGCUGUUUAUUCCCAACGAAAACAAAGAGGCUGACCCACAACUAGCCAUCAUUCGAAUUAUUGGAUGUCCUGAGAAGGAACCUGACAUAGCUUUGUACUUAAGAGUUUGUAAACUCUGCCAGGAGAAAAUUUCCACCAAACAAAUUCUAGAGAACAAUGUUACGGAGGAUGAAGCACAAGAAGGGGCAGAUAACCUGGUCAGGCUGGAAACCCUCCACAGUAAAUGUGUCAAGUUAGAACAGAAGACAGACAGGCAGCUGACACAAUACCAGUCAGUGAUUGAGUCCCUGGAGGAUAAUUCCAGGAGAGGGUCAGACUCUGGAAAAAGCAACAUUAAAGUUCUCGCCAAGGCACAGGAGGACAUUGCUGAUUUCUUGUCACAGUAUAAUGCAAAUAUUCAGAGGACAAAACAGUUAAAGCCCUCUACAAAUACACAAGCUAUGCUGUUUAGGAAUUGUCUAAAGAGUAAGUGUGACUUUUACUUAGAAAAUCAAUAUACAUUCCGGAAAUUAAAGCAAGAGUUGGAAAAAUCAGCACCCGCAGAAACACUUCAAGUCAUACAACAGACAGUAGACCUUAAUGCGAUAACCAGUGCCCAGUUGUACGUUAGACAGCUGACCUUUGAGACCCUCCAUCUCUGUGAUAAAUACAAAAUCUGUGGUUCUAUCCCAGAACUGCUCAGCUCAUUGGAUGAGGCUUUGGAAGUUGAUGCUAAGAGAUGUCUGGCAUUAAAUGGUGAGAGCUGGGAACAGCAUGAUUCCAGUAUUAAAGACAUGAUCAGGCUACAGAUGAAGGAUCACCGGCUGAUAAAACUGUCCCGUGCACUGUUAUCCCUAGGAGGUAGUGAACAUGUGAUUAUGAUGCUUACAAAACGGACUAAUGAAGUUUUACAGCAAGUACAAGUUCAACUGGAAAUGAAGUCUACUGAUAAAAGCUUUAGAGGAUCAAAAACGUCCCUUAAUAAAACCAGGGACAGUGUCAAAGAAGCAAAAUUAGUGAUAGUUUAAGUUUAUUUACUUACAGGAGGAGAAUACUUGGGAAAGUGCAAUAAAAUGAAAUAAAAUUAGGCCUCAGUGCUCACUAGAGAUGUGUUUGUCUUCCUAAUAAAUUUUUACAUGUGACUAAAAAACAUUGAUAUUCCAAAAUUCCUUUUAAUCUGUAAAAAAGUUACCAUUAGUAAGCUUACAAAUUGAAUCUUUGUUACUGAGAAAAACUGCAAGCUUAUGUAAAACUUGAACCCUAGCUGCAUCAUAGCUUAAGAGGACCAUUCUAUGAUAAAGUUCAAAAUUCACAACUGCAGUUAUAUAAAUUUUUUGUUUUGUAAAAUAUAUACAUGUAUUUUUAUAUAAAGUUAUGACACCAUAUUAAACUUUUAACAUAUUAGUACAUGUA
Messenger RNA from Saccostrea cuccullata (small rock oyster), 2225 nucleotides. RefSeq lists its product as uncharacterized. The transcript has 14 exons. The coding region runs from base 92 to 1840 and encodes 582 amino acids. NCBI's taxonomy places the organism in Eukaryota, Metazoa, Mollusca, Bivalvia, Ostreida, Ostreidae. The record is from RefSeq and is a predicted model, not a curated record. Gene Ontology annotation, molecular function: metal ion binding.